AUGACCGAAGUGAAAAGGAUAAAAGCUGGUUCUUUCAAAACUAUGGGAUUGCAUCCACAACUCUUAAAGAACAUUCCAUUUGACAAUCCAACUCCGAUUCAAAGAAAGACUGUUCCUUUGGUGAUGGAAGGACGAAGCCUUAUGGGUAUUGCUAGAACUGGAAGUGGUAAGACACUAUGUUAUCUUAUUCCUGUCAUUAUGAAUGCUAUAAACAAUCAAAAUUCACUGAUACUACUCCCUACAAAAGAGCUUGUGCUGCAGGUUAAGUCUAUUUUUAAGAUCCUCUCAAACCAGGUUCCUUUGACUGGUACUGUUGUAAUUACAACCUUGAAAAGCAUGGAACUAAAAGACAUUUCAUUGUUGGUUGUAGAUGAGAUAGACAGAAUUCUCGAAGAACCUUCUUUAAAUGCGUUUUUCGAGAGCAUUUCGGAGAAGGUAGCGUGUCAAAAGGUGUAUUUCAGUGCAACCCUUCCAGACGAGCCGUUAGACAUUCCAAUUGUGCAGGUAGAAAGUAAGAUACCUGAGCAUAUCCAAAAUUACUUCUUUUAUGUUCCUAGUGAAAGUAAGGAGAAUGCGCUGUUAAAUAUUCUUGAUAGAACAAAGAAGACUAUUGUUUUCGUUGCUACACGCUAUGGCGUAGAAUUUCUCCUUGCGGUUCUUGAGAAAUUUUCAUAUAAAGCUAAAGGAAUAUAUUCAAGUAUGGACGAUGAUGCAAGAAAAGAGAGUUUUGGUGAAUUUAUGAGUGGAAAGAUCAAAAUAUUGGUCGUUACUGAUGUUGCAGCUCGUGGAUUGGAUAUUCCUCAUCUUGAUGUUUCAAUUUCAUAUGAUUUGAGUGAUGAAAAGACCUUUGUUCAUCGUGUUGGUCGUGUUAGAGGAAUGGGGGAGCAAUACUCUCUUGUGACGUAUUCUGAUGUUUUCCAUUUCUUUAAUAUUAAAGAAACCCAUUUAAACAGUGUUGAAAUUGGGACAAUUCCACAAAAUCUACUGGACAAAUACGAUUUGAGUGAUCUCGAUCAUCUAAAAUAUCUUGCUAUGCGAGGAUAUCAAAGAUGCCUAGAUUUUAGAAGAAAAGUAAGUGUUCCCGCUGAGUUUAAAUCCCUUGUUGAAAGCUUUGAGGUGCAUUCAAAAUUUAAAAUACGGAACACUCUUGCUGAUGAACUUAAGAAAAUGAAGGCUAAGAAGAUUGAAUCUUCCAAACAGGAAGAAGUAUCAUUCAAAGACCAGUUUUAUAUUCCCUAUUCAAAAAAUGAACGAAGAACGCAUUGCUCUGCAUUUUCUGUUGCCAAAGAUGACUACGUGAAAGAACGUAGACCAAGGCAAAGACCUAGCCAAAGAAUUGCAUCAAAGCCAAAGAGUUAG
Vittaforma corneae ATCC 50505 is the source of this 1359-nucleotide messenger RNA. RefSeq lists its product as uncharacterized. The coding region runs from base 1 to 1359 and encodes 452 amino acids. Gene Ontology annotation, biological process: rRNA processing. The transcript has a single exon. Gene Ontology annotation, molecular function: nucleic acid binding; ATP binding. The record is from RefSeq and is a predicted model, not a curated record. Gene Ontology annotation, cellular component: nucleolus. Lineage: Eukaryota; Fungi; Microsporidia; Nosematidae.